This is a messenger RNA of Zea mays, 1298 nucleotides long. RefSeq names its product transcription factor MYB77. The record is from RefSeq and is a predicted model, not a curated record. Gene Ontology annotation, molecular function: DNA-binding transcription factor activity, RNA polymerase II-specific; RNA polymerase II cis-regulatory region sequence-specific DNA binding. Gene Ontology annotation, cellular component: nucleus. Lineage: Eukaryota; Viridiplantae; Streptophyta; Magnoliopsida; Poales; Poaceae. Bases 236 to 1111 code for a protein of 291 amino acids. Gene Ontology annotation, biological process: regulation of DNA-templated transcription. The transcript has a single exon.
UUUCUUGUUUUUCCUAAAACAUCUGUUGGAGAUGCUCACCAUCCCAUCUCAAUCACACCACACGAAGGAGGAACGACGCAACUCCCGGAGCAAAUAAGCGUCCAACCAAAAUACCCACGUCCUUAUAUAUAAUACGCGCACGUAGCCCCGGCCGCGGCGACGGAGAGAUAGGGUCCUAGGUCGAGCGCUGAGCCGGCAAGAACUGGUGGUGUCGUCGAGCGGUGGCGCGGGAGGGAUGGAGGGCGGCGAUGGCUGCGGCGUUUCGGUGGCGGCGUCGGGGUCCAGGAGGGUGAAUCGGCCGUGGACGCCGGAGGAGGACGAGCUGCUGCGGCGCGCGGUCGCGCGGCACGGGCCGCGGAAGUGGCCCGAGCUCAGCGCCGAUAUCCCCGGUCGGUGCGGCAAGUCGUGCCGCCGGCGGUGGGUCGAGCAUCUCAGCCCCGGCCUGGAGCAUCGCGCCUUCACGCCCGAGGAGGACGCCGUCAUCGUCGCGGCGCAAGCGAAGCACGGCAACAAGUGGGCCACCAUCGCGCGGAUGCUCCCCGGCCGCACCGAUAACUCCAUCAAGAACCGCUGGAACUUCGCGCUGCAACAACAGUGCAGGGCGGCGGCCGCCAGCGCCAACACCGCCGGGUGCGCCCUCCCUCUGCGGCCGGCGACCACGGCCCCCGUGCCGCUCCCCCAUCUUCUGGAUCUCAACAAGAAGUCGACGGCGGCGGAGGCAUCCAUUCCGUUCCAUCGUCUGGAGCCAGAGGACGACGAGGGCAUGGGCGAGGGCGACGACGGCAGCAGCGAGGUCUCCCCGCCCGCGCCGCUCACGCUAACCCUCAGCCUCUCUUCCGGCGUCCACGGCACCCUCGCAUCGCAGAGCACCCUCGCAUCGGCGGCUACCCUCGCAUCGCAGAGCACCUUCGCAUCGGCGGCGACGACAGCGGGGAGUGCAAUGACAAUGAGGACGAAUCUUGAGCAGAAUCCGUGGUUGGUGCCUGCGUUGCGGCUGAUUGUUAGCGAUGAGGUGCAGCGGAAGAUGCAGGAGAUGCGGCAGGUCACGGCUCCGGCCAGCAGGAGCAGCGCCGAUGCUGCCGACGGCAGUGCCGCGAACGGCCAGGACUGAUUGAUGGAGCCGUGACGGAGUGGCGGGCGGCUUUCGGCCUAACGAGCUUCACCAUCGUCUAAACUGUUUGUUCGUUUGUUCACUAAGCCUGCCCAUGAACAUGCACACCAUCUAUUGGUAUUUUUGUUCUAAGGUUUUUCAAAGUAGCAGUGAUAUAUGAACUUACGGACUAUGCCGACACAUUGAA